AAGUAGCGCCUGGUAGAUUUUUUACUAAAAAUGGCGCCCACCGGUGGUUUUGUUUUUAGCUUGUAUUUUUAUUCUAUUUGGCCCUGAAUAACCCGUCCAAUUUUACCCAUAUUAUAAUGUAUUCUCUACAAGAACUUGAAGCAGCUGCGGGAAUGGUUAUGGCUCCUCCUUCCCUUGUCACCCCAGAGCAACGGCAUGCAGCAGAACAAGUGUUCCUCAACCUCAGGAAGGCUAAAUCACCUUAUGCUUUCUGUAAACAGAUUCUGGAGCAAAGCAAAAAUGAUUAUGUGAUGUUCCAAAGUGCCACUGCUAUCAAGGAGGCGGUCCUCAGGGAGUGGACCUUGCUUGAGCACACAGUCGUUGACUCUCUCCGUUCAUUCUUGCUUAACUUCGUCUUGCAAAAAGAAGGUGUUCAGAAGUAUGUUAAAGAGCAAGUCCUACAAGUUGUGGCAGUCAUGUUCAAGAGAGGAACCUUGGAGAAUGGCAAUGCCCCCUGGGCAUUACUGUUUGGCGACCUGAGCCGCUUGAUCGAUGCUGGAGACCGUGGCAUGCAAGUCCUUGGCUGUUCGAUCCUCAAGGCUUUGUUGAAUGAGUACUCCUUCAUGAACCAAUCGAGUGAUAUUGGACUCAGCUGGGAGUUCCACUGCCAGUGCAAAAAAACAUUUGAGAAGGAUCAUUUGUGCAAGAUAUUCAUACUCCUGAUAGAGGCAUUGCAGUCUUUUGUGGGACCAUCAGCCCCGCCCACUCUAAGUGCCGAGGACAUUAACACUCUGACAAGGUUCCUGUCACUGGCAGAACAGAUACUUAGCUGGGAUUUCACCCUUUACAAUCGCCACUUUAAAAGGACCCAGUGUGCUGAAAUAGUUAACGUGACCUUGCUAAGACCCGGCCCAUCGUGGGGGAGUAUACUAUUUGACCCAGCAGUUAUCAACUUAUUCUUUAAGAUUCAAGAGAAAUUUCAGGAACAUGAAGAGCUAUCCCACCAUGCUUUGCUGUGCUUGACUCAACUGGCCUCACUAUCAGGACCUGUGUUUACAGACAAUGGCUCUCGUGUCCAGUAUCUAACUCAUUUCUUGCAAGGAUAUGUUGCCCUGAUAGAAGGGUCCCACAUGAACAGUCAAUCAGCUCUUGGAUUGGCCACCAUUGCUAACCGCAUGGUUUUUGUGUUCUCUGGAAAUGUUCUUGCAUCUCUUCCGCCCCAGUUGCUGCAUUCCACCAUCACGACACUCACAGAGAUCACAUGCUCAUACAUGCAGGCAGUAGCUAAAGAAGAGGAGCUGCACUCAGAAGACACAAGUUUCAUGGAAGCUGUUGAGCAGAUUCUAGAGGCCUGGGGCCAUCUGUUAGACAGUAUUGAUAAGUUCGCCCCAGGCCUCAUCAGUCCUUGUGCCACCAAGAUUUUUAACUGCUAUUUGCAAUGUCACCUUGCAAUGCCUGAUGGGCUUCGAGGGUCAUUUAACCCCGAUGGCUUAAACAUGGAGGAGAUCUGUGAUCUUGAAGGUGACGACCGCGAGCUCUUUUCUGACCAGCUGUGUAGCAUAGGGGAGUUUGCGCGGAUUAGCGCUGCCCAUGCUUUCCCGCUGCUAACCGCUUUGCUGGAGAACCGUGUGUGCAAGCUGGAGGAACGGCUAACUGCACUGCAAACAGCGGCCAACUCGGGUUCUCCCAUACCUCCCAUUCAAGGAAUGGAAAACCUUUUUGAAGACCUCCAUUGGCUGCUUUUAAUAGCAGGUCACAUGAUCGCUGACGAGAGCACGGGAGAGACCCCACUUAUUCCGAGUGCUGUUGUACAGUACUCGGCCGCUUGUGUCGAGCGCACCGAUGUCACAGCGACACUAGAUUUCAUGUUCGGCUCUCAGUCGGGAGCUUUAGGCUGUAGCUCCAUGGACAAGUCACGUGUUGACCCCGUGGUCAAGCUAGUCACGUGCGUCUGCUGUCUCGCAAGCGCGGGGAACAAGGCCAUCGCCAGCAACAUGGCGCACUUCCUGAGCCCGCAGGUCGCUGGGACAGUGGUCUGGUUUCUCAGGAAUUUUACUAGGUCUUAUUUAUUCCCGGACGAGAGGGACUCGGUCGAGCUCAGUGCAUCUCUUUCUUCCAUAUUUGGUAAAGACUCCACAGGGGGCAAGUGGAUGAUUGGAUUCCUAUUGGACACUGUCAGAGCUAACCUCACGUACUGGGCAUCUGAGCCUGCUCUGGCAGAGGACACUGUCCUGCUGUUGCUCAGUCUAGUCGACACCAAAUCGAGGGCAGAGGUGGCCGUAUCUUUUGAGUGCCUGUGGCAACUUGGCCAAUUGCAAGCAUCACGGGAAGGGCCCAUUUCCCAGCUGCCGGCUGAGGUCCACCGGUUUUAUGUGCAGGCCCUUGUUUUGGCAGGGUCCUCAGAGGGGGAUCAUCCACUCAGGGAUCGCUACUGGAAGCAGUUCUUGCAGUCCAUGCAUAAUCGCUUUGGGAUAGUGUGCCAUCAACCAAACUUCGUCAAGCUUGCCCAAAAGGAGCCUAUCAAAGCGGAAGUUCAGAGCCUUCUUGAAUCCUUCAAAGGCGUAGCGCUGGCCGUUAACGCUUGGAAUGUGAACGAGCUGUUUGAUUUCUUACUUCCGGUGUUGCGUGACAGUGUCACGCUACUUAGUGUUUACCAUACUUGCCCGGAAGUCGCCGUACUUGUGCUGGAGUUCUAUGUGAACGCGGUAGAAGCCUUUGUUAACUUCCUAUCACAGACCCAGGCGAACCACUUGUUCAAAGCGUGUCUGUCACUGUUGGAUACUUACACCAAGUGCAAUAUGGGAAAGCAUAGCCUGUCAAGUCUCGUGGAAGAAGAGCAAUUUUAUGAUCUGCUUCUCUUGAUGAAGCUGCUUAGCCACAUGCUUGCUCAGGAUAUACUUAACUUAGGGCCUGACGACGGGACUGAGAAGAUAUCUGCCGGUGAUGUCACCUUGUACGGCCUUAACAUAAUCCUUCCGCUCAUCACGGUUGAACUUCUCAAGUUUCCCUCCUUAUGUGAGGAGUACUUCAAGCUGAGCACCUUCGUAUGCGAAGUGUACCCUGAGAAAGUAGUGGCCCUCCCCGAUGGGCUAUUUCACAACAUGAUGUCCACUCUCGAAGUCGGCCUCAGCAACUACGACUCGGACAUCUCGAAGAUGUCCCUAGAGAGUGUUGCUUCACUUAUUGAGCAUUUCUUCAAAGAAAUGCGCGAAAAUCCACCGCAACGAAUGUUAGAAAUUGUCAGACACUUCUUGAGGUUGAUAUUUAACAUGGUCCUGUUGGAGUCGUUUGAUAUGGAUUUACUGCAGCCUGCAUCGUGUGCCUUCCAUGCGUUGAUUUGCUCUAAUCAGGGCUAUUACACAGAGCUCGUGCGUAGCCUUCUAGCCCACCAGGGGGACCCUGUGAUCUCGCAGAGGCUGCUGGGCGCCUUUCACCAGCUUACCCCCAGCGACAUGAAGCUGUCCCUCGAUAAGCACUCCAAGGCGCAGUUUCGACGAAACCUCGACACAUUCCUGGCAAAUGUGAAGGGCUUCCUGUGUAGGAAGUGAUCUCUAAACUAUUAUUUUAGUAUUAGUUAUAUUUUUAACCUAGUUAUAUUUUUAAAUUAUUGCUAUUUUUAUUACGGUUGCUAGAUUCAACCAGGCCAGGAAGACCAAAAAAUAUUCAACAAAUGAUAUCUAAGUUUUAUGAAGUUUUCAAAACAAGAACAUACUUUUCCCUAACGCAAAAGUCAAGCGGCGCAAGCAUUGUCGAAUUGCAUUUUAAAAAUUGUCAGCGUGUUGCGUAAAGCUUAAAAAUAGUUUUGCUUAUUUAAGUGAAGACCAUUUCAUGUAUAACUAUUAUUGUAUCCCAUUCUUUGAUUUCGCAAUUCUAUCCAUUCAAGUUCAAUAAAUAAAUGAUUUUAGUAUAGUA
Messenger RNA from Nematostella vectensis (starlet sea anemone), 3891 nucleotides. Its product is annotated as exportin-4. Bases 117 to 3527 code for a protein of 1136 amino acids. Lineage: Eukaryota; Metazoa; Cnidaria; Anthozoa; Actiniaria; Edwardsiidae. Gene Ontology annotation, biological process: protein export from nucleus. The transcript has 23 exons. The record is from RefSeq and is a predicted model, not a curated record. Gene Ontology annotation, cellular component: cytoplasm; nuclear pore. Gene Ontology annotation, molecular function: nuclear export signal receptor activity.